Molecule: messenger RNA, 2750 nt
Organism: Paramisgurnus dabryanus
Lineage: Eukaryota; Metazoa; Chordata; Actinopteri; Cypriniformes; Cobitidae
Gene: asic4b
Product: acid-sensing (proton-gated) ion channel family member 4b
Biological process (GO): sodium ion transmembrane transport
Cellular component (GO): plasma membrane
Molecular function (GO): ligand-gated sodium channel activity
Source: RefSeq, a predicted model, not a curated record
UGUUUGUCUCACACACUCUCUCUCUCGCUCCCUCAUCUUUCUAUCACAGUCUCCAGCUCAUGCCUCUACUCUCCCUGGACUCUACGACUGUGUGGCACAUCCUGGUGCACUUACACGCUGGACGAAGGACCUCGUCUCCCUCCUCUCACCAUCUGCACUCUGCUUCUCAAACAGCAGCAGUCCACAACACAAAACAAGGAGAUAAGAAGGAGAAAGUGGAAGCAGAGCAUGGAAGAACAGAAGAACAUCUGAGGAGAAAGUACAGUCUGGAAGUCUGAAGGUAGGAGAAAUUGUUUGGGAAGUACAAGAGAAGAGCGCCAGGAAGUAGAUGGAUGGAUAGGGAGCAAUAAGAAAAGAAGAUGAAAGUUGAAAUUUUAUAAAGAGAAAUUGUUGAAAGAAUGAAACAGGCUGGGUUUAAAAAAAUUAAAUAAAAGGUGAAACUCAGCCAUACUUUAUAUAAAUAGGACACAGCUGGGUUGCAGACAAUAUCAACCACAGAGGAAGAAGGAUAUUAAAUUCUCUAUCAAGAUGUACACCUCCAAUGAGAUAAAAUAGCCGGUGAAAAGGAAAAGAGCAAACCCCUUUUGGAGAUCAAGAGUCAUUGGCGCGUAGCCCUGGCGAUCCACAUGCCUAUCGAAUUUGUCUGUAAAAUCAAGUUUGCCAAGGGCGACGAAGCCCCAACGGAAGGCAGCAAUACCAGAAUGCUAGAUGAAGGCCUUCGGCGGCAAAAAGGUGGCAUGGCUGAUCUGGCAUCAUUCGCUAGCUCCUCCUCCUUACACGGUCUGGCACAGGCACUGGGGAGCUCGGGCUCCGGACGCAUGAGUUUGAGACAGACGCUCUGGGCGCUGGCUCUCUUGGUCUCCGUCAGCCUAUUUCUAUACCAAGCCACAUGUAGCGCGGCGACCUAUCUAGAGCGCCCCCACCUGGCAGCGCUGAAAGAAGAGGCCCGCCGUGAGCUCACCUUCCCCGCCGUCACGCUCUGCAACGUCAACCGCUUUCGCUUUUCUGCACUCACCGAUGCAGACAUCUACCACUUGGCUAAUCUCACCGGCCUACCACCAAAAAGCCGCAAAGGACACCGGCCGAGUGAGCUCCAGUACCCGCCCCCUAACAUGCUUGACAUUUUUCAGCGGACGGGGCACCAGCUUGAAGAUAUGCUGAAGAGUUGCAACUUUAGCGGGCAGAACUGCUCAUCCGAAGACUUCAGCGUGGUUUACACGCGGUAUGGAAAGUGUUACACGUUUAAUGGAAAUAAGACGUCGCCCAAGCGGGUCAGACAGGGAGGCACAGGAAAUGCCCUGGAGCUGAUGCUGGACAUUGAGCAGGAUGAGUAUCUGCCCAUCUGGAGAGAAACCAAUGAGACGACGCUGGAAGCGGGCAUUCGGGUUCAGAUCCACAGUCAGGAUGAACCCCCGUACAUCCACCAGCUGGGCUUUGGGGUCUCUCCGGGAUUCCAAACGUUUGUUUCAUGUCAGGAACAGAGACUAACGUACCUGCCACAGCCGUGGGGAAACUGCCGGGCAUCAUCCGAACCUGUGAUCCCAGGAUAUGACACCUACAGUGUCAGUGCUUGCAGGCUGCACUGUGAAAGCACACAGGUGCAGAGAGAGUGUAACUGCAGGAUGGUGCAUAUGCCAGGCACUGCUGAUAUCUGCACACCCAGGAAAAUCAAGUGUGUUGACAAGGCGUUAGCUUUACUCCAAAAAAGCACAGGUGACUCAUGUCCCUGUGAGACACCGUGCAAUAUGACUCGCUAUGGAAAAGAGCUCUCCAUGGUCAAAAUCCCCAGCAGGGGAUCUGCUCGCUACCUUUCUCGCAAAUACCAGAAAUCGGAGGAAUACAUCAGAGACAACUUUCUUAUAUUGGAUAUUUUCUUCGAAGCCCUAAACUAUGAGACAAUUGAACAGAAGAAAGCGUAUGACAUUGCCGGGCUGUUAGGAGAUAUCGGCGGACAGAUGGGGCUUUUCAUUGGGGCCAGUAUUCUAACUAUACUGGAAAUACUUGACUAUAUCUAUGAGGUGAUCAAAUACAAAAUCAAGCGACUUUUGAAACCAAAGACAAAUCAGAAACAACAAAACCAACGAAACUUAAUCCAAGAACAAAUCCAGAGAACGAAAAACCUUCGAGAACAAAAUCUGAGAGCCCAUCUGACUACAGGAACUAUUGCUACAGUCAGAUUUGAAGAAGUUAAAGUCAAGGCAGCUAAUGAUGUAACAAUGGCUCAACCACACAGUGCACAUCCAACUUCAAUAUUACCAAACCAUCAUAAUGCAUCAGUGGUACAUCAGGAAUUCUCUUGCUAAGGGAUGUCUCCUUCUCUCUGUUACUUUUUUCAAAUCACUAAACUUUAAAUUGAGAUCAUGAAUACAUUUAUUUCUUUUUCACGAAGUAAAGCUACAGCCAAAGUCUGAUCCAGGACCUCACGUGAAAAAUUCACAAUGCAUCAUGUUCUCAUUGUUCCAGAAAAAAACAGAAGAAAUCACACAAUGUGUUUCACGUGCACUUUUGUUGCGUCAGAUUUUCUGUUUUUGUAUCAUAUCCAUCUAGGUCAAGUUAUUUUCCUGAUCGCCUGGGUGAACCUGUAGCAUGGAUUUGAAAUCGAGGAAAAAUGAGGAGCUCAGAUGCAAAACCCUCCAAGUGAAAUCAUGUUUUCUUGUAAAUAAGCAUUUUAUAUCAGACAUGGAUUCUGCCAACAAACCAGUAUUUCUGAAUAGCCUGAAGGCAGGGUUUAGCAGAUAUAUAUCUAUGUU